UUCGAGCUGAGCUACGGAAGCAGCUCCGCCGGACAGGAGCUCAGCUCAGGCGCGUUUUAUCCUCUUUGACCAGGACGAGUUAAAAGCAGCAAUGCGCGCUCUCUCCUGCCACUUUAACCUCGCAGACACCCCUGAAGGCAGGAUCAAACAGGCGUUCAGUCUUCUAAGUAAAAUCUGAUAGCAGCAUUUCUUUGUUAAAUUACUGAUUAGCCUGACUAAACAUGGAUCAGGAGGAGUUCGAGGACAUAGAUUCACCUGGACAGUGGCAAAACCUCUAUAACGAAAUUCGAAAUCAGUCUCAGGAGUGUUCCUACAAAGUGGCAAAAUUUCCAGAAAAUCGGAACAGAAACAGAUACAGAGAUGUCAGUCCGUACGAUCACAGCCGGGUGAGAUUAGAAAGCUCAGAAAAUGACUACAUAAAUGCAAGCCUAAUAAACAUGGAGGAUGCCCAGAGAAGCUACAUACUAACACAGGGACCCUUGAGGAAUACUUGUGGUCAUUUCUGGUUAAUGAUCUGGGAGCAGAGGUCCAAAGCAGUUAUCAUGCUGAACAGAGUCGUAGAAAAAGGCACUGAGAAAUGUGCACAGUACUGGCCCUCGGAGGAUGAAAGACAGAUGGAUUUCAGUGACACAGGGUUUGUGGUGACUCUAGUGUCUGAAGAUGUCAAGUCAUAUUACACAAUAAGAGAGCUGGAGCUUCAGAACACCAAUACAGGAGAGAGCAGAUGCAUCUACCACUUCCAUUAUACGACAUGGCCUGAUUUUGGUGUGCCAGAGUCGCCUGCGUCUUUCCUCAACUUUUUAUUCAAGGUCCGAGAGUCGGGCUCAUUGGAGCCUGAGAAUGGUCCGGCCGUGGUCCACUGCAGUGCAGGGAUUGGCCGGUCAGGAACGUUCUCAUUGGUUGAUACCUGUCUUGUCCUGAUGGAAAAGAAGAAGGACCCAGUGUCUGUGGAUAUACAGAAAGUGCUGUUAGACAUGAGGGAGUAUCGCAUGGGCCUCAUCCAAACUCCAGACCAGCUCCGCUUCUCAUACAUGGCCAUUAAGGAAGGAGCCAAGUGCAUCUUGGGAGAUGCCACUCUGCAGCAGCAGUGGCAGAAGCUGUCUAAAGAGGACAAGGAGCCAGAGGCUUACUUGGGGUCUCUCCCCAUGGAUAACACAAGACCCCUAGACAAACUGAAUGGACAGAUGGAAGAGCCAGGAGGGAAAGGCAAUCUAAUAGAGCCACCAAAGGAAGAGCAGAGAAUGGAACUAAAAUCGGAAAGCCUGCGUAAGAGGCAUCGUGAGGAGCGGAUAGCCAGUACAGCACAGAAGCUUCAGCAGAUGAAGCAAAAGCUGAGUGAAUCGGAGAAGAAGAAGGAGAACUGGCUGUAUUGGAGACCCAUUCUCUUAAAUGUAGGAGCUGGAGCAGCUGUAGCACUGGGACUCUUCGCGUGCUGGGCUUUUCUCUCCCAAUGACCUCACAUCACCAUACAGACUCUUUCCACUGUUUUUUUUAUUUUACACUGGGACCCAGGUCAAAGGACUCUCUAAUAAUGAAAUGCUUGGAUUUUUGCAAGCAAAGGAUGCUCACCAGUCCCCGGUCCGUGGAGAGUGGUUUUUACUGGAAACAUUCAUACUAGGACAUUCUGCCUGAUUUCUUGAACAUUAUAUUUACAUUCAUUACUUUAGUAAUUCCAUAACUGUUCAAGCACUUAACCUUGGGCCUUAACACCUGUACAGUGUUAGGAAGCUUGAUCCAUUAUAACCAGUAUAGACGAUGGAUGUUAGUCCCAGAAACACGCUGUUUCAUAGGAAUCUGUUUUGGGAAAUCACUCCCUCAACACUGGGCAAAUGAUGCAUUUAUGAGUGGCUCACCAGUGGGAGAAAUGUUUGUCAGUUUGUCAGAAGCCAAAAUUUGCUCCCAUUAAUGGUCUUUUACGUUCACAUCUCAGGAGUUUUUAGUAAUGAACCGAUGAUAAAUAAAUCACUGAAUUUAAUGGGUGGGUCAUGCCCAAUUUUCAAAUAAUAAUAAUGUAUAUAGUAAAACACAAAACUUCUGCUGAACAAGAAAAUCUGUUCUUUGUCUUGUUUAUCUCGGUGGUGAGAUUCUGUUGGUAAGGCUGUUCUAGAGGUCCUUCGUUGUACCUUUUGUGAGUUUAGAUAUUUAGACUGCAUUUAGACAGAAGGCACCCACUACAAGUUUAGAAGUUGGAUCUGGAUAGCUUUUUUGUCCACUCAUCAUCAAAGCAUAGCUGACCGCAGGUUUAUUUCAUCAUAGUAAUAAAACUAUCGACCCGAAAACGACCCAAAAUCACAAGUUAUAGAAGUAAUUGAUUGAUGUAUGUGAGAAAAAGACCGCAAAUAUACUACAGUAAAUGGUGAUUGUAAUAGAUGAUAGACUCUUCUAAAUGACAUUGUCUACCUUCUUUAAGUGUAAUAGUUUUGGCCACAGCUCUGUAAUGAUGUUAAAGGAAGCAUGGUGUCUGUAGGCUGCUUCAGCAUGGUUUCCCAAACUAAAUAUAGAUUUGAUUUUUUUCGUUGGGGGCUGUUGUCGGAACUAAAAAUUGAUUUGCUGAAUUAGUGAAAUCAAUGUGGACCAAAUGAGAGGCCUUACACAGCCUCAGUUCCUGGAACUGAUCCAGUAUUUGCAGAAGUGGCUACCGAUGGCAUGAUAAAAUUGAAUUAAUUUACCAAACGGGAAAGACUGAUUCAUUUCCAUCCAUCAAGCGUGGCAAACUACAUAUGGGAAAAUGCUUAAUUUGAUUGUGAAGGCAAUAGAGAUUCUCAUUGGAUCCAGCUUUCUUACUAUUGUGAGAAUUGGAAAAAAUGAAUUGAUCUGUACUUAUCCCUCCAGGUAGCGAUGAAAUAUACUACAAAGCUACAAUAUUGGAUUAGGAAGCUAACUAUGGGCACAUUGUUACAGGCCUACUAGGUACAAUUCUGAAGUUUUAAAAGACAGCGAAGAUGAAAAAGGAGUGAUGUCCUUACUGAAAAAUACGUUGAUGUAUAUUGCAUCUAUCCUCUAUACAGCCCUUUUGUAAUCUAGGCAUUAUUCACAAACUGUUCUGUCUGACCUUCCCACUUUGAACUGUGUCACCUAGAUUUUUCAGAAAGUUUUCAUGAUCAGUUUAUUUUCAGCUUCUUUGUUCUAGCAAUAAAAACACUUUUGAAUCUAACAAAA
Messenger RNA from Colossoma macropomum (tambaqui), 3159 nucleotides. RefSeq names its product protein tyrosine phosphatase non-receptor type 2a (gene ptpn2a). Lineage: Eukaryota; Metazoa; Chordata; Actinopteri; Characiformes; Serrasalmidae. The transcript has 9 exons. Gene Ontology annotation, biological process: protein dephosphorylation. Gene Ontology annotation, molecular function: protein tyrosine phosphatase activity. The record is from RefSeq and is a predicted model, not a curated record. The coding region runs from base 222 to 1454 and encodes 410 amino acids.